Molecule: messenger RNA, 12243 nt
Organism: Closterium sp. Naga37s-1
Lineage: Eukaryota; Viridiplantae; Streptophyta; Zygnematophyceae; Desmidiales; Closteriaceae
Source: the annotation of a GenBank genome assembly
AUGGUGCGUGCUGCAUGCAUGGUGCGUGCUGCAUGCAUGGUGGGUGCUGCAUGCAUGGUGGGUGCUGCAUGCAUGGUGCGUGCUGCAUGCAUGGUGCGUGCUGCAUGCAUGGUGCGUGCUGCAUGCAUGGUGCGUGCUGCAUGCAUGGUGCGUGCUGCAUGCAUGGUGUGUGCUGCAUGCAUGGUGUGUGCUGCAUGCAUGGUGGGUGCUGCAUGCAUGGUGGGUGCUGCAUGCAUGGUGCGUGAUGCAUGCAUGGUGCGUGCUGCAUGCAUGGUGCGUGCUGCAUGCAUGGUGCGUGCUGCAUGCAUGGUGCGUGCUGCAUGCAUGGUGCGUGCUGCAUGCAUGGUGUGUGCUGCAUGCAUGGUGUGUGCUGCAUGCAUGGUGGGUGCUGCAUGCAUGGUGGGUGCUGCAUGCAUGGUGCGUGAUGCAUGCAUGGUGCGUGCUGCAUGCAUGGUGCGUGCUGCAUGCAUGGUGCGUGCUGCAUGCAUGGUGCGUGAUGCAUGCAUGGUGGGUGCUGCAUGCAUGGUGGGUGCUGCAUGCAUGGUGCGUGCUGCAUGCAUGGUGCGUGCUGCAUGCAUGGUGCGUGCUGCAUUCAUGGUGCGUGCUGCAUGCAUGGUGCGUGCUGCAUGCAUGGUGCGUGCUGCAUGCAUGGUGCGUGCUGCAUGCAUGGUGCGUGCUGCAUGCAUGGUGCGUGCUGCAUUCAUGGUGCGUGCUGCAUGCAUGGUGCGUGCUGCAUGCAUGGUGCGUGCUGCAUGCAUGGUGGGUGCUGCAUGCAUGGUGGGUGCUGCAUGCAUGAUGCGUGCUGCAUGCAUGGUGCGUGCUGCAUGCAUGGUGUGUGCUGCAUGCAUGGUGCGUGCUGCAUGCAUGGUGCGUGCUGCAUGCAUGGUGCGUGCUGCAUGCAUGGUGCGUGCUGCAUGCAUGGUGCGUGCUGCAUGCAUGGUGCGUGAUGCAUGCAUGGUGCGUGCUGCAUGCAUGGUGGGUGCUGCAUGCAUGGUGGGUGCUGCAUGCAUGGUGCGUGCUGCAUGCAUGGUGCGUGCUGCAUGCAUGGUGCGUGAUGCAUGCAUGGUGCGUGCUGCAUGCAUGGUGGGUGCUGCAUGCAUGGUGGGUGCUGCAUGCAUGGUGCGUGCUGCAUGCAUGGUGCGUGCUGCAUGCAUGGUGCGUGCUGCAUGCAUGGUGCGUGCUGCAUGCAUGGUGCGUGCUGCAUGCAUGGUGCGUGCUGCAUGCAUGGUGCGUGCUGCAUGCAUGGUGCGUGCUGCAUGCGUGGUGCGUGCUGCAUGCGUGGUGCGUGCUGCAUGCGUGGUGCGUGCUGCAUGCGUGGUGCGUGCUGCAUGCAUGGUGCGUGCUGCAUGCAUGGUGCGUGCUGCAUGCAUGGUGCGUGCUGCAUCCAUGGUGCGUGCAGCAUGCAUGGUGCGUGCUGCAUGCAUGGUGCGUGCUGCAUGCAUGGUGCGUGCUGCAUGCAUGGUGCGUGCUGCAUGCAUGGUGCGUGCUGCAUCCAUGGUGCGUGCUGCAUGCAUGGUGCGUGCAGCAUGCAUGGUGCGUGCUGCAUGCAUGGUGCGUGAUGCAUGCAUGGUGCGUGCUGCAUGCAUGGUGCGUGCUGCAUCCAUGGUGCGUGCUGCAUCCAUGGUGCGUGCUGCAUGCAUGGUGGGUGCUGCAUGCAUGGUGCGUGCUGCAUGCAUGGUGCGUGCUGCAUGCAUGGUGCGUGCUGCAUGCAUGGUGCGUGCUGCAUGCAUGGUGGGUGCUGCAUGCAUGGUGGGUGCUGCAUGCAUGGUGCGUGCUGCAUGCAUGGUGCGUGCUGCAUGCAUGGUGCGUGCUGCAUGCAUGGUGCGUGCUGCAUCCAUGGUGCGUGCAGCAUGCAUGGUCAUGCAUGGUGCGUGCUGCAUGCAUGGUGCGUGCUGCAUGCAUGGUGCGUGCUGCAUGCAUGGUGCGUGCUGCAUGCAUGGUGCGUGCUGCAUGCAUGGUGCGUGCUGCAUGCAUGGUGCGUGCUGCAUGCAUGGUGUGUGCGUGCUGCAUGCAUGGUGUGUGCGUGCUGCAUGCAUGGUGCGUGCUGCAUGCAUGGUGCGUGCUGCAUGCAUGGUGGGUGCUGCAUGCAUGGUGGGUGCUGCAUGCAUGGUGCGUGCUGCAUGCAUGGUGCGUGCUGCAUGCAUGGUGCGUGCUGCAUGCAUGGUGCGUGCUGCAUGCAUGGUGCGUGCUGCAUGCAUGGUGUGUGCUGCAUGCAUGGUGUGUGCUGCAUGCAUGGUGGGUGCUGCAUGCAUGGUGGGUGCUGCAUGCAUGGUGCGUGAUGCAUGCAUGGUGCGUGCUGCAUGCAUGGUGCGUGCUGCAUGCAUGGUGCGUGCUGCAUGCAUGGUGCGUGCUGCAUGCAUGGUGCGUGCUGCAUGCAUGGUGUGUGCUGCAUGCAUGGUGUGUGCUGCAUGCAUGGUGGGUGCUGCAUGCAUGGUGGGUGCUGCAUGCAUGGUGCGUGAUGCAUGCAUGGUGCGUGCUGCAUGCAUGGUGCGUGCUGCAUGCAUGGUGCGUGCUGCAUGCAUGGUGCGUGAUGCAUGCAUGGUGGGUGCUGCAUGCAUGGUGGGUGCUGCAUGCAUGGUGCGUGCUGCAUGCAUGGUGCGUGCUGCAUGCAUGGUGCGUGCUGCAUUCAUGGUGCGUGCUGCAUGCAUGGUGCGUGCUGCAUGCAUGGUGCGUGCUGCAUGCAUGGUGCGUGCUGCAUUCAUGGUGCGUGCUGCAUGCAUGGUGCGUGCUGCAUGCAUGGUGCGUGCUGCAUGCAUGGUGGGUGCUGCAUGCAUGGUGGGUGCUGCAUGCAUGAUGCGUGCUGCAUGCAUGGUGCGUGCUGCAUGCAUGGUGCGUGCUGCAUGCAUGGUGCGUGAUGCAUGCAUGGUGCGUGCUGCAUGCAUGGUGGGUGCUGCAUGCAUGGUGGGUGCUGCAUGCAUGGUGCGUGCUGCAUGCAUGGUGCGUGCUGCAUGCAUGGUGCGUGCUGCAUGCAUGGUGCGUGCUGCAUGCAUGGUGCGUGCUGCAUGCAUGGUGCGUGCUGCAUGCAUGGUGGGUGCUGCAUGCAUGGUGCGUGCUGCAUGCAUGGUGUGUGCUGCAUGCAUGGUGGGUGCUGCAUGCAUGGUGCGUGCAGCAUGCAUGGUGCGUGCUGCAUGCAUGGUGCGUGCUGCAUGCGUGGUGCGUGCUGCAUGCGUGGUGCGUGCUGCAUGCAUGGUGCGUGCUGCAUGCAUGGUGCGUGCUGCAUCCAUGGUGCGUGCAGCAUCCAUGGUGCGUGCUGCAUGCAUGGUGCGUGCUGCAUGCAUGGUGCGUGCUGCAUGCAUGGUGCGUGCAGCAUGCAUGGUGCGUGCAGCAUGCAUGGUGCGUGAUGCAUGCAUGGUGCGUGCUGCAUGCAUGGUGCGUGCUGCAUGCAUGGUGCGUGCUGCAUGCAUGGUGGGUGCUGCAUGCAUGGUGCGUGCUGCAUGCAUGGUGCGUGCUGCAUGCAUGGUGCGUGCUGCAUGCAUGGUGCGUGAUGCAUGCAUGGUGCGUGCUGCAUGCAUGGUGGGUGCUGCAUGCAUGGUGGGUGCUGCAUGCAUGGUGCGUGCUGCAUGCAUGGUGCGUGCUGCAUGCAUGGUGCGUGCUGCAUGCAUGGUGCGUGCUGCAUCCAUGGUGCGUGCAGCAUGCAUGGUGUGUGCUGCAUGCAUGGUGCGUGCUGCAUGCAUGGUGCGUGCUGCAUGCAUGGUGCGUGCUGCAUGCAUGGUGCGUGCUGCAUCCAUGGUGCGUGCUGCAUCCAUGGUGCGUGCAGCAUGCAUGGUGCGUGCUGCAUGCAUGGUGCGUGCUGCAUGCAUGGUGCGUGCUGCAUGCAUGGUGCGUGCUGCAUGCAUGGUGCGUGCUGCAUGCAUGGUGCGUGCUGCAUGCAUGGUGCGUGCUGCAUGCAUGGUGCGUGCUGCAUCCAUGGUGCGUGCUGCAUGCAUGGUGUGUGCAGCAUGCAUGGUGUGUGCUGCAUGCAUGGUGCGUGCUGCAUGCAUGGUGCGUGCUGCAUGCAUGGUGCGUGCUGCAUGCAUGGUGCGUGCUGCAUGCAUGGUGCGUGCUGCAUGCAUGGUGCGUGAUGCAUGCAUGGUGCGUGCUGCAUGCAUGGUGGGUGCUGCAUGCAUGGUGCGUGCUGCAUGUAUGGUGCGUGCUGCAUCCAUGGUGCGUGCUGCAUCCAUGGUGUGUGCUGCAUGCAUGGUGUGUGCUGCAUGCAUGGUGGGUGCUGCAUGCAUGGUGCGUGCUGCAUGUAUGGUGCGUGCUGCAUGCAUGGUGCGUGCUGCAUGCAUGGUGGGUGCUGCAUGCAUGGUGCGUGCUGCAUGUAUGGUGCGUGCUGCAUGCAUGGUGCGUGAUGCAUGCAUGGUGCGUGCUGCAUGCAUGGUGGGUGCUGCAUGCAUGGUGCGUGCUGCAUGUAUGGUGCGUGCUGCAUCCAUGGUGCGUGCUGCAUCCAUGGUGUGUGCUGCAUGCAUGGUGUGUGCUGCAUGCAUGGUGUGUGCUUUAUGCAUGGUGCGUGCUGCAUGCAUGGUGCGUGCUGCAUGCAUGGUGCGUGCUGCAUGCAUGGUGCGUGAUGCAUGCAUGGUGCGUGCUGCAUGCAUGGUGGGUGCUGCAUGCAUGGUGCGUGCUGCAUCCAUGGUGCGUGCUGCAUCCAUGGUGUGUGCUGCAUGCAUGGUGUGUGCUGCAUGCAUGGUGGGUGCUGCAUGCAUGGUGCGUGCUGCAUGUAUGGUGCGUGCUGCAUGCAUGGUGCGUGCUGCAUGCAUGGUGGGUGCUGCAUGCAUGGUGCGUGCUGCAUGUAUGGUGCGUGCUGCAUGCAUGGUGCGUGAUGCAUGCAUGGUGCGUGCUGCAUGCAUGGUGGGUGCUGCAUGCAUGGUGCGUGCUGCAUGUAUGGUGCGUGCUGCAUCCAUGGUGCGUGCUGCAUCCAUGGUGUGUGCUGCAUGCAUGGUGUGUGCUGCAUGCAUGGUGCGUGCUGCAUGCAUGGUGUGUGCUGCAUGCAUGGUGCGUGCUGCAUGCAUGGUGUGUGCUGCAUGCAUGGUGUGUGCUGCAUGCAUGGUGUGUGCUUCAUGCAUGGUGCGUGCUGCAUGCAUGGUGUGUGCUGCAUGCAUGGUGCGUGCUGCAUGUAUGGUGCGUGCUGCAUCCAUGGUGCGUGCUGCAUCCAUGGUGUGUGCUGCUUGCAUGGUGUGUGCUGCAUGCAUGGUGCGUGCUGCAUGCAUGGUGGGUGCUGCAUGCAUGGUGCGUGCUGCAUGUAUGGUGCGUGCUGCAUCCAUGGUGCGUGCUGCAUCCAUGGUGUGUGCUGCAUGCAUGGUGUGUGCUGCAUGCAUGGUGCGUGCUGCAUGCAUGGUGUGUGCAGCAUGCAUGGUGCGUGCUGCAUGCAUGGUGUGUGCAGCAUCCAUGGUGUGUGCUGCAUGCAUGGUGUGUGCUGCAUGCAUGGUGCGUGCUGCAUGCAUGGUGCGUGCUGCAUGCAUGUUGCGUGCUGCAUGCAUGGUGUGUGCUGCAUGCAUGGUGUGUGCUGCAUGCAUGGUGCGUGCUGCAUGCAUGGUGUGUGCUGCAUGCAUGGUGCGUGCUGCAUGCAUGGUGUGUGCUGCAUGCAUGGUGCGUGCUGCAUGCAUGGUGUGUGCUGCAUGCAUGGUUGUGCUGCAUCCAUGGUCAUGCAUGGUGUGUGCUUCAUGCAUGGUGCGUGCUUCAUGCAUGGUGUGUGCUUCAUGCAUGGUGCGUGCUGCAUGCAUGGUGCGUGCUGCUUGCAUGGUGUGUGCUGCAUGCAUGGUGCGUGCUGCAUGCAUGGUGUGUGCAGCAUGCAUGGUGUGUGCUUCAUGCAUGGUGCGUGCUUCAUGCAUGGUGCGUGCUUCAUGCAUGGUGCGUGCUGCAUGCAUGGUGCGUGCUGCAUGCAUGGUGCGUGCUGCAUGCAUGCAUGCAUGGUUGUGCUGCAUCCAUGGUGUGUGCUGCAUGCAUGGUGUGUGCUGCUUGCAUGGUGUGUGCUUCAUGCAUGGUGUGUGCUGCAUGCAUGGUGCGUGCUGCAUGCAUGGUGCGUGCUGCAUGCAUGGUUGUGCUGCAUCCAUGGUGUGUGCUGCAUGCAUGGUGUGUGCUUCAUGCAUGGUGCGUGCUGCAUGCAUGGUGCGUGCUGCAUGCAUGGUGUGUGCUGCAUGCAUGGUGCGUGCUGCAUGCAUGGUGCGUGCUGCAUGCAUGGUGUGUGCUGCAUGCAUGGUGCGUGCUGCAUGCAUGGUGUGUGCAGCAUGCAUGGUGCGUGCUUCAUGCAUGGUGUGUGCUUCAUGCAUGGUGCGUGCUGCAUGCAUGGUGCGUGCUGCAUGCAUGGUGCGUGCUGCAUGCAUGGUGUGUGCUGCAUGCAUGGUGCGUGCUGCAUGCAUGGUGCGUGCUGCUUGCAUGGUGUGUGCUGCAUGCAUGGUGCGUGCUGCAUGCAUGGUGUGUGCAGCAUGCAUGGUGUGUGCUUCAUGCAUGGUGCGUGCUUCAUGCAUGGUGCGUGCUUCAUGCAUGGUGCGUGCUGCAUGCAUGGUGCGUGCUGCAUGCAUGGUGCGUGCUGCAUGCAUGGUGCGUGCUGCAUGCAUGGUGCGUGCUGCAUGCAUGGUGUGUGCUGCUUGCAUGGUGUGUGCAGCAUGCAUGGUUGUGCUGCAUGCAUGGUGUGUGCUGCUUGCAUGCAUGCAUGGUUGUGCUGCAUGCAUGGUGUGUGCUGCUUGCAUGGUGUGUGCUGCAUGCAUGGUGCGUGCUGCAUGCAUGGUGCGUGCAGCAUGCAUGGUGUGUGCUGCUUGCAUGGUGUGUGCUGCUUGCAUGGUUGUGCUGCAUCCAUGGUGUGUGCUGCAUGCAUGGUGCGUGCUGCAUGCAUGGUGCGUGCUGCAUGCAUGGUGUGUGCUGCUUGCAUGGUGUGUGCAGCAUGCAUGGUUGUGCGUGUGUGCUGCAUGCAUGGUGUGUGCUGCUUGCAUGGUGUGUGCAGCAUGCAUGGUUGUGCUGCUUGCAUGGUGUGUGCUGCUUGCAUGGUGCGUGCUGCAUGCAUGGUGCGUGCUGCAUGCAUGGUGCGUGCUGCAUGCAUGGUGCGUGCAGCAUGCAUGGUGUGUGCAGCAUGCAUGGUUGUGCUGCAUCCAUGGUGUGUGCUGCAUGCAUGGUGUGUGCUGCAUGCAUGGUGCGUGCUGCAUGCAUGGUGUGUGCUGCUUGCAUGGUGUGUGCUGCUUGCAUGGUUUGUGCUGCUUGCAUGGUGUGUGCUGCAUGCAUGGUGUGUGCUGCUUGCAUGGUGCGUGCUGCUUGCAUGGUGUGUGCUGCUUGCAUGGUGCGUGCUGCAUGCAUGGUGCGUGCUGCAUGCAUGGUGUGUGCUGCUUGCAUGGUGUGUGCUGCAUGCAUGGUGCGUGCUGCAUGCAUGGUGCGUGCUGCAUGCAUGGUGUGUGCUGCAUGCAUGGUGCGUGCUGCAUGCAUGGUGUGUGCUGCUUGCAUGGUGUGUGCUGCAUGCAUGGUGCGUGCUGCAUGCAUGGUGCGUGCUGCAUGCAUGGUUGUGCUGCAUCCAUGGUGUGUGCUGCAUGCAUGGUGUGUGCUGCAUGCAUGGUGUGUGCUGCUUGCAUGGUGUGUGCUGCAUGCAUGGUGUGUGCUGCUUGCAUGGUGUGUGCUGCAUGCAUGGUGCGUGCUGCAUGCAUGGUGUGUGCUGCUUGCAUGGUGUGUGCUGCAUGCAUGGUGUGUGCUGCAUGCAUGGUGUGUGCUGCAUGCAUGGUGUGUGCUGCAUGCAUGGUGUGUGCUGCUUGCAUGGUGUGUGCUGCUUGCAUGGUGUGUGCUGCUUGCAUGGUGUGUGCUGCAUGCAUGGUGCGUGCUGCAUGCAUGGUGCGUGCUGCUUGCAUGGUGCGUGCUGCAUGCAUGGUGCGUGCUGCUUGCAUGGUGUGUGCUGCUUGCAUGGUGUGUGCUGCAUGCAUGGUGCGUGCUGCUUGCAUGGUGCGUGCUGCAUGCAUGGUGCGUGCUGCAUGCAUGGUGCGUGCUGCAUGCAUGGUGCGUGCUGCAUGCAUGGUGCGUGCUGCAUGCAUGGUGCGUGCUGCAUGCAUGGUGCGUGCUGCAUGCAUGGUGCGUGCUGCAUGCAUGGUGCGUGCUGCAUGCAUGGUGCGUGCUGCAUGCAUGGUGCGUGCUGCAUGCAUGGUGUGUGCUGCAUGCAUGGUGUGUGCUGCAUGCAUGGUGUGUGCUUCAUGCAUGGUGCGUGCUGCAUGCAUGGUGCGUGCUGCAUGCAUGGUGUGUGCUGCUUGCAUGGUGCGUGCUGCUUGCAUGGUGUGUGCUGCAUGCAUGGUGCGUGCUGCAUGCAUGGUGCGUGCUGCAUGCAUGGUGCGUGCUGCUUGCAUGGUGCGUGCUGCUUGCAUGGUGCGUGCUGCAUGCAUGGUGCGUGCUGCAUGCAUGGUGCGUGCUGCAUGCAUGGUGCGUGCUGCAUGCAUGGUGCGUGCUGCAUGCAUGGUGCGUGCUGCUUGCAUGGUGCGUGCUGCUUGCAUGGUGCGUGCUGCUUGCAUGGUGCGUGCUGCUUGCAUGGUGCGUGCUGCUUGCAUGGUGCGUGCUGCAUGCAUGGUGCGUGCUGCAUGCAUGGUGCGUGCUGCAUGCAUGGUGCGUGCUGCAUGCAUGGUGCGUGCUGCAUGCAUGGUGCGUGCUGCAUGCAUGGUGCGUGCUGCAUGCAUGGUGCGUGCUGCAUGCAUGGUGCGUGCUGCAUGCAUGGUGCGUGCUGCAUGCAUGGUGCGUGCUGCAUGCAUGGUGCGUGCUGCAUGCAUGGUGCGUGCUGCAUGCAUGGUGCGUGCUGCAUGCAUGGUGCGUGCUGCAUGCAUGGUGCGUGCUGCAUGCAUGGUGCGUGCUGCAUGCAUGGUGCGUGCUGCAUGCAUGGUGCGUGCUGCAUGCAUGGUGCGUGCUGCAUGCAUGGUGCGUGCUGCAUGCAUGGUGCGUGCUGCAUGCAUGGUGUGUGCUGCAUGCAUGGUGUGUGCUGCAUGCAUGGUGUGUGCUGCAUGCAUGGUGUGUGCUGCAUGCAUGGUGUGUGCUGCAUGCAUGGUGUGUGCUGCAUGCAUGGUGUGUGCUGCAUGCAUGGUGGGUGCUGCAUGCAUGGUGGGUGCUGCAUGCAUGGUGGGUGCUGCUUGCAUGGUGCGUGCUUCAUGCAUGGUGCGUGCUGCAUGCAUGGUGUGUGCUGCAUGCAUGGUGUGUGCUGCAUGCAUGGUGCGUGCUGCAUGCAUGGUGCGUGCUGCAUGCAUGGUGCGUGCUGCAUGCAUGGUGCGUGCUGCAUGCAUGGUGCGUGCUGCAUGCAUGGUGCGUGCUGCAUGCAUGGUGUGUGCUGCAUGCAUGGUGUGUGCUGCAUGCAUGGUGCGUGCUGCAUGCAUGGUGCGUGCUGCAUGCAUGGUGCGUGCUGCAUGCAUGGUGUGUGCUGCAUGCAUGGUGUGUGCUGCAUGCAUGGUGUGUGCUGCUUGCAUGGUGUGUGCAGCAUGCAUGGUGCGUGCUGCAUGCAUGGUGCGUGCUGCAUGCAUGGUGCGUGCUGCAUGCAUGGUGCGUGCUGCAUGCAUGGUGCGUGCUGCAUGCAUGGUGCGUGCUGCAUGCAUGGUGCGUGCUGCAUGCAUGGUGCGUGCUGCAUGCAUGGUGUGUGCUGCAUGCAUGGUGUGUGCUGCAUGCAUGGUGUGUGCUGCAUGCAUGGUGUGUGCUGCUUGCAUGGUGCGUGCUGCAUGCAUGGUGCGUGCUGCAUGCAUGGUGCGUGCUGCAUGCAUGGUGCGUGCUGCAUGCAUGGUGCGUGCUGCAUGCAUGGUGCGUGCUGCAUGCAUGGUGCGUGCUGCAUGCAUGGUGCGUGCUGCAUGCAUGGUGGGUGCUGCAUGCAUGGUGCGUGCUGCAUGCAUGGUGCGUGCUGCAUGCAUGGUGCGUGCUGCAUGCAUGGUGCGUGCUGCAUGCAUGGUGCGUGCUGCAUGCAUGGUGCGUGCUGCUUGCAUGGUGCGUGCUGCUUGCAUGGUGCGUGCUGCUUGCAUGGUGCGUGCUGCUUGCAUGGUGUGUGCUGCUUGCAUGGUGUGUGCUGCAUGCAUGGUGUGUGCUGCAUGCAUGGUGUGUGCUGCAUGCAUGGUGUGUGCUGCAUGCAUGGUGUGUGCUGCAUGCAUGGUGUGUGCUGCAUGCAUGGUGCGUGCUGCAUGCAUGGUGCGUGCUGCAUGCAUGGUGCGUGAUGCAUGCAUGGUGGGUGCUGCAUGCAUGGUGCGUGCUGCAUGCAUGGUGUGUGCUGCAUGCAUGGUGCGUGCUGCAUGCAUGGUGCGUGCUGCAUGCAUGGUGCGUGCUGCAUGCAUGGUGCGUGAUGCAUGCAUGGUGCGUGCUGCAUGCAUGGUGCGUGCUGCAUGCAUGGUGCGUGCUGCAUCCAUGGUGCGUGCAGCAUGCAUGGUGCGUGCUGCAUGCAUGGUGCGUGCUGCAUGCAUGGUGCGUGCUGCAUGCAUGGUGCGUGCUGCAUGCAUGGUGCGUGCUGCAUCCAUGGUGCGUGCUGCAUGCAUGGUGUGUGCAGCAUGCAUGGUGCGUGCUGCAUGCAUGGUGCGUGAUGCAUGCAUGGUGCGUGCUGCAUGCAUGGUGCGUGCUGCAUGCAUGGUGCGUGCUGCAUCCAUGGUGCGUGCUGCAUGCAUGGUGGGUGCUGCAUGCAUGGUGCGUGCUGCAUGCAUGGUGCGUGCUGCAUGCAUGGUGCGUGCUGCAUGCAUGGUGCGUGAUGCAUGCAUGGUGCGUGCUGCAUGCAUGGUGGGUGCUGCAUGCAUGGUGGGUGCUGCAUGCAUGGUGCGUGCUGCAUGCAUGGUGCGUGCUGCAUGCAUGGUGCGUGCUGCAUGCAUGGUGCGUGCUGCAUCCAUGGUGCGUGCAGCAUGCAUGGUGUGUGCUGCAUGCAUGGUGCGUGCUGCAUGCAUGGUGCGUGCUGCAUGCAUGGUGCGUGCUGCAUGCAUGGUGCGUGCUGCAUCCAUGGUGCGUGCUGCAUCCAUGGUGCGUGCAGCAUGCAUGGUGCGUGCUGCAUGCAUGGUGCGUGCUGCAUGCAUGGUGCGUGCUGCAUGCAUGGUGCGUGCUGCAUGCAUGGUGCGUGCUGCAUGCAUGGUGCGUGCUGCAUGCAUGGUGCGUGCUGCAUGCAUGGUGCGUGCUGCAUCCAUGGUGCGUGCUGCAUGCAUGGUGUGUGCAGCAUGCAUGGUGUGUGCUGCAUGCAUGGUGCGUGAUGCAUGCAUGGUGCGUGCUGCAUGCAUGGUGCGUGCUGCAUGCAUGGUGCGUGCUGCAUGCAUGGUGCGUGCUGCAUGCAUGGUGCGUGAUGCAUGCAUGGUGCGUGCUGCAUGCAUGGUGGGUGCUGCAUGCAUGGUGCGUGCUGCAUGUAUGGUGCGUGCUGCAUCCAUGGUGCGUGCUGCAUCCAUGGUGUGUGCUGCAUGCAUGGUGUGUGCUGCAUGCAUGGUGGGUGCUGCAUGCAUGGUGCGUGCUGCAUGUAUGGUGCGUGCUGCAUGCAUGGUGCGUGCUGCAUGCAUGGUGGGUGCUGCAUGCAUGGUGCGUGCUGCAUGUAUGGUGCGUGCUGCAUGCAUGGUGCGUGAUGCAUGCAUGGUGCGUGCUGCAUGCAUGGUGGGUGCUGCAUGCAUGGUGCGUGCUGCAUGUAUGGUGCGUGCUGCAUCCAUGGUGCGUGCUGCAUCCAUGGUGUGUGCUGCAUGCAUGGUGUGUGCUGCAUGCAUGGUGUGUGCUUUAUGCAUGGUGCGUGCUGCAUGCAUGGUGCGUGCUGCAUGCAUGGUGCGUGCUGCAUGCAUGGUGCGUGCUGCAUGCAUGGUGCGUGAUGCAUGCAUGGUGGGUGCUGCAUGCAUGGUGCGUGCUGCAUCCAUGGUGCGUGCUGCAUCCAUGGUGCGUGCUGCAUCCAUGGUGUGUGCUGCAUGCAUGGUGGGUGCCGCAUGCAUGGUGCGUGCUGCAUGUAUGGUGCGUGCUGCAUGCAUGGUGCGUGCUGCAUGCAUGGUGCGUGCUGCAUGCAUGGUGGGUGCUGCAUGCAUGGUGCGUGCUGCAUGCAUGGUGCGUGCUGCAUGCAUGGUGCGUGAUGCAUGCAUGGUGCGUGCUGCAUGCAUGGUGGGUGCUGCAUGCAUGGUGCGUGCUGCAUUCAUGGUGCGUGCUGCAUGCAUGGUGCGUGCUGCAUGCAUGGUGCGUGAUGCAUGCAUGGUGCGUGCUGCAUGCAUGGUGUGUGCUGCAUGCAUGGUGCGUGCUGCAUGCAUGGUGCGUGCUGCAUGCAUGGUGCGUGCUGCAUGCAUGGUGUGUGCGUGCUGCAUGCAUGGUGCGUGCUGCAUGCAUGGUACGUGCUGCAUGCAUGGUGCGUGA